Molecule: messenger RNA, 1209 nt
Organism: Triticum aestivum (bread wheat)
Lineage: Eukaryota; Viridiplantae; Streptophyta; Magnoliopsida; Poales; Poaceae
Product: very-long-chain (3R)-3-hydroxyacyl-CoA dehydratase PASTICCINO 2A
Exons: 8
Coding region: 255-908 (217 amino acids)
Biological process (GO): sphingolipid biosynthetic process; fatty acid elongation; very long-chain fatty acid biosynthetic process
Cellular component (GO): endoplasmic reticulum membrane
Molecular function (GO): 3-hydroxyacyl-CoA dehydratase activity
Source: RefSeq, a predicted model, not a curated record
AAUUCAUCCUCCCUGGGUCGUGGUGGUCGUUCAGUACAUUGAUUGCCACUAAAUGGAUGCUGGUGGCAGCUGAGCUGAGCUGAGAUGUGCAGCUGAGCUGUGGCUUCUGCUCCGAGGUGCGACCUCGACCCGCCCCAAUUAAACCGCCGGGGACCCGCCCGCAAGCAGCCGCAGCUAUAACCCCGCCCCGCGUCGUCCCCUCCGCACCACCAGAGAUCCGGCCGGCGGCACGAGAAGAAGCAGCAGCGGAGACGAUGGCGGCCGUGAAGCGCGCCUACCUCGCCGUCUACAACUGGGCCGUCUUCUUCGGAUGGGCGCAGGUGCUCUACUUCGCCGUGGACGCGCUGCUCCGGUCGGGGCACGAGGGCGUGUACGCCGCCGUCGAGCGGCCGCUCCAGCUCGCGCAGACCGCCGCCGUCCUCGAGAUCCUCCACGGGCUCGUCGGGCUGGUGAGGUCGCCGGUGUCGGCCACGCUGCCGCAGAUCGGGUCGCGCCUCUUCGUCACCUGGGGCAUCCUCUGGAGCUUCCCCGAGACCAGGACACACAUCCUGGUGAGCUCCUUGGUCAUCAGCUGGUCCAUCACCGAGAUUAUUAGGUACUCUUUUUUCGGCACAAAAGAGCUGUUUGGAUCUGCACCAUCAUCGCUUCUAUGGCUUAGGUAUAGCUCAUUCCUAGUAAUGUACCCAACCGGCAUCAGCAGCGAGGUUGGCUUGAUAUACAUUGCAUUGCAGUUCAUCAAGGCAUCGGAGAAGUACUGCAUUAGAAUGCCCAACAAAUGGAACUAUUCAUUUGAUUACUUCUACGCAUCAAUCCUGGUACUCCUAGUCUACGUUCCAGGAAGCCCACAUAUGUACACGUACAUGCUUGGGCAGCGCAAGAAGGCGCUUGCAAAGUCGAAGACUGCGUAACUUAUUGAUGCUUCUUACAAGAUUUGGUGGCAUAUCAUUGUGUUUUUUCUCAUUUAUGUCAGAAAAUCAAAAGUAUGUCCUUGUUCGGCACCAGCUGUGUUUAGGAUCAUCAAACUCUUGUGUCAUGUAGAUGUGGUUGUUGCUGAAUUAGCAUUUGGUUGCUAGAUACAACGUCUAAACAGUAAUGACCAGCAAUUUUUUUUUUGCCGUAAACCUUGCUGAAAGCCAAAAUGUACCUACCAGAUGUCUACACUUAUUUUGAACAAUAUUUCCGAGGUGCAGAAGGAAUACCACAAACAUA